CAUCUUUCAUUCAUUCAUUGUCUUGGCGUCCCUUUCAGUAUUCCGUACCACCCGGAAUAAUUUAUAUUCGACAUAAUUGUAUUUAAUUAUAAAUACGGACUAUUGUAGUGUUUAUAUUAAGUGAAUUGUGAAAAUGGCGGACGCAAAAUUUGAUAAAAACGGUUACAACAGUGGUGAUUUUAAACGCAACCCAAAUUCCGGUUCUCAAAACGAUCUCGACCAAGAUGGCGAAGACGGAUCCAAAUUAAAUGAAAAAGCCGGCGAAUACAUGAGAGAAUUGCUUAGCGAGAAAAUCAAAUUGCACACACAAAAAUUUCCACUUUCCAUUAAGCUAAUUGAUCAAGAGGUCACCCGAGUACAGACUUCAGGUCGUGCUCCCGUGAAGGACUUCAAAUAUGUUGAUGUAUACAAUGAGAAACCAGUCAAAGUCACUGUUAAAGUUCUGGUGCCUGUUAAAGAGCACCCAAAGUUCAAUUUUGUGGGGAAACUGCUUGGUCCUAAAGGAAACACCAUGAAGCAAAUGCAAGAUGAGACCAUGUGCAAAAUGGCUGUUCUAGGACGUGGAUCAAUGAGAGAUAGACAAAAGGAAGAAGAGUUACGCAACUCCUUGGACCCCAAAUACUCACACCUGUCGGACGAGCUGCAUGUGGAGAUAUCGGCACUGGCGCCUCCUGCUGAAGCGCACGCCCGGAUCGCCUACGCCCUUGCUGAGGUCAAGAAACAUCUGUCGCCGGACACCAAUGAUAUGAUCCGGCAGAAUCAGAUGCGUGAUAUCAUGGACAGAGAUAUGGGACCGCCGCGGCCGCACCCGAAGCCUGGUCCCGGCGUCCAGUACAAUACAUACGCCGUCACAAAACGAGCCUUGUCGUACCAAGACCCCGUGAAUGAUCACGAUGUGAUACCACAUAAAAAACAAGUGCCUGUUCCCCGUCCAGGUCCUAGGCCGGGCCCAGCCGGCCCCCACGGGCGGCCGCCGCGCAUGCAACCGCCGCCACCACUAGCGCGGCCCAUGCCCGCCAAGAACAAGGUGAUCAGCAUCCUGGACCGCGCCCGCUCCGCCAUGGAGUCCAAUUACAGCUACGACGACCCCUACGGACCCGCGGAGCCGCCGGUACGCGGCCCGGGUCCUCGCGCGGCUCCCGAGCCCGACUUCUACUACGAGCGCAGCCACGAGCGGUACUACGAGGACGACCCGUAUUACAAGGACGACUCGCGCGAGUUCAAGACGUCGGCGCGCGACGUGGGCACGCGGCGGCCCGGCCCGCAGCACCCGCAGCACCCGCAGCAGCCGCGCCACUACGCGCGCGCCUCGCCCUACGCCCGCCCGCCCAAGACCGCAACGAAAAAGCGUUCGCAGUAGGUGAGUAUCAUUCAAUCUCGAAAAACUAAAAUUCUACAAACAAACCUGAAGAGAAAAUAAAACAUCUAAAAUAUGAAGAGCUCACCAAAUGAUAUAAAUAAAAAUAGAAGUACAUCACUGUAGGUUUACUAAAAACAACAUAAUUAUAAUAUUCUCAUGAAAUGGACCAAAAUCUUAACAAUUGUGUCCCAGAUGUAAUUGGUAUGGCGCAUACCGAAAUAAAGAUCGAGACAAAAACAAUAAAAAAUCAUUCUCCUUUUAUAUUAAAUGUAUUUUUAAAGUCUUUUUUUAUUUAUCAAAUGUCUUAAAUAUAUGUAGAGGUUGCACAUAAAGACCAUUUUAUGCAUGCAUUGGAUUAGAUAUUUGCAAAAUAUUGACGUUAAUCUCGAUUUGCGCGUGCGCAUUCCGUGACUAAUAAUUAAUAUAAAAAAAAGUAUACAUGUAGUUUUUAAUGAACAAAAUACUUUUUUAUUUCACUUAAAAAAUUAAACAUAAGUUAGUGGUCAUGUUUAUUCAAAUAGUCUUAGGGUAAAAAUUAUUAUUUCAACAUGUUUUGAUUAAAAAAUAAAACUCAAGUGAUGACACAAAAUAUGAAUAAAAAUAUUUAAAAUGUGGCUUCCUUCAAGCAGUUAAAUAUGUUAAAACAUGUUGAACAUAUGACAAAAAUAUUGUACUGCAAGUUUGUGUGACUUUGAAAUAAAUAAACCUAACUAUAAAAAAAAA
Messenger RNA from Galleria mellonella (greater wax moth), 2083 nucleotides. RefSeq names its product KH domain-containing, RNA-binding, signal transduction-associated protein 2-like. Bases 134 to 1360 code for a protein of 408 amino acids. The transcript has 8 exons. NCBI's taxonomy places the organism in Eukaryota, Metazoa, Arthropoda, Insecta, Lepidoptera, Pyralidae. The record is from RefSeq and is a predicted model, not a curated record. Gene Ontology annotation, molecular function: mRNA binding. Gene Ontology annotation, biological process: regulation of alternative mRNA splicing, via spliceosome. Gene Ontology annotation, cellular component: nucleus.